Verticillium alfalfae VaMs.102 is the source of this 1176-nucleotide messenger RNA. RefSeq lists its product as hypothetical. The record is from RefSeq and is a predicted model, not a curated record. The coding region runs from base 1 to 1176 and encodes 391 amino acids. The transcript has 3 exons. NCBI's taxonomy places the organism in Eukaryota, Fungi, Ascomycota, Sordariomycetes, Glomerellales, Plectosphaerellaceae.
AUGACAGACCAGAACCACGCCCUUGUGUUCGGCGCCGCAGGCCUGCUCGGCUGGGCAGCUGUCGACCAACUCCUGUCCGGCUACCCCGCGCCGCAGACCUUCUCCCAAGUCACGGCAGUCAUCAACAGACCAGUCGCCGAGGCUGCUUUGCACUGGCCAGCUGCAUCAUCCACACGUCCCAAGCUGCACAUCGCUUCAGGGAUCAACCUGCUGGACGGUGAUGCGGACGCUCUGGCUCGUCAACUUCGGGAGAAGGCACCUGGCAUCGAAAAAGUCACGCAUGCGUUCUAUUUUGUCUUCUCCCCGGUCAACGAUGACCACAGGGAAGAAUGCCGCGUGAACUGCGGGAUGAUGCAGCGUGUAACCGACGCCCUCAAUCUGCUGUGUCCCCAGCUCAAGUCAAUUGUCUACGCCGGCGGCACAAGGGGCUAUGGCAUCUACAACCCCGGCGGCACGUUCACGGCUCCCCUCGUCGAAUCCAUGGCCGGCACGCUGCCGGAGGACUAUGCCAAGACGGUCGCCUAUCCGUGGUUUCGGCAGAUUCUCACGAGAGCCAGCAGAGGCCGGUCGUGGACAUGGACCGAGGUCUGCCCCGACGCCGUCGUCGGCUUCUCACCAAAUGGCUCGGCCUUUUCGCUGGCGCUCCACUGGGCACAGUAUCUCUCCCUGUAUCGCCUCAAUAACGCAUCAUCUGGAGAAGUCGAGGUUCCGUUCCCCGGCAGCGAAGCAGGAUCCGACGCACUGUUCACGCCCGUGUCAAGUCGGACGCUCGGCAGGAUAUCCGUACACGCCGCGCUGCACCCGGCAGAGUGCGGUGGGAAGAUCGUGAAUAUGGCAGACCGAGCACGGCCAACAACCUUUCGCGAGCUCUGGCCCGGGAUCGCUGGCUGGUUUGGCUUGAUUGGCGUUGGGCCCGAGGCCGAUGCGGCGGCAUUGAAGCCAGGCGAGUACGUCGAGAAGCACAAGCGCCUUUUCGCGACGAGGGGCCUCGCAGACGCAGCCGAGAAGGGCGUGGGAGCUGGCAGCGUGCAGCUGGACAGCGUGGGCUGGUGGUUGACCUUUGACAGGCAGUUGAGUCUGGAAAGACUCAAAGCUACAGGCUUUGACGAAGAGAGGGACCCGUUGGAAGGUUGGCUCGAGGCGUUUGGCAAGUUCAGAGCGGCCGGGAUUAUUUAG